GCUCGAGCGGUGAGGUUUCAGGUUUCGCAACGCGGCCGACAUCUCCCACCGCUGAGUAUCUGAGUCGCGCUCGUGGAUAGAGGCGGUGGGCAGCACAACAGUGAGGCGCGGACAACCGGUAGGCGUGUACUACGUCGCGUGCGGCAAAAGGUGCGAAGAAUCUUGCUGGCUUUUCACAGAGACGCUAAGCAUGGUCUCGUCAUUCGGCAUUGCGACUAAAACCAUGGGGAGCACCAAGAUUCUGCUGGUGCUCGCUCUGGUGGGAGCCCUGUGCCAUGUGAGCUCAGGCAUCGACGCCUGGGUCCGCCUGACCACGGUGCCGGCCUCAUUCGAGAUCAAGACCGGACACCGCCCCGGUGACAGUGACGACGUCGUCGCUUGGGGGUCGUUCCAGAAUGCCAUCAACGAAACCGGGUUCGGCUUCCUGGAGAUAUACACGAACGAGAAGUUACCAGACGAGUACCAGGCCUACGCCGCGGGGUUUCUGGAAGGCUACCUCACCAAAGACCUAAUCCGAAUGCACUUUGAUAACCAAUGGGCCGACUACUGCACGAACGAAACGGCGUACUGCAAAAAGCUCUACCAAUUUUUUGAGGACAACGUGCGCCACAUGAAUGAACAGGCUGCCCAGUACCGAUCUUCCAGCCCCUACUGGCAUCAGGUCGACCUGAUUCUCAAUCAGAUGGCUGGGCUGGACGACGCUCGGAGAGGACACACUGAGUACUUUCCGAGCUGGUCGUACGUCAACGCCACCGACUUGCUAUUUCUGAACGCGGACGGUGACUUGGAAGACCUGGAGGGUGCCCUGAAGCGCCGCGUAGGCCGCAAGGUGCUUGGCUCCGGCUCCUGCUCUGCCCUGGUCAAGGUGUUGCCCGGCAACAGGGACCUCUACUUCUCUCAGGUCACAUGGUCCACCUACGCCAGCAUGCUCAGGAUACUCAAGAAGUACUCGCUGCGCUUCCACAAGACCUUUGAAUCGACUGAGCUCAUCCCCGGUCACACGCUCACAUUUUCCUCCGCACCCGGAAGGAUAUUUUCUGGCGAUGACUUCUACCUGAUUUCGUCGGGGCUGGCCACCAUGGAAACAACUAUCGGCAAUGGCAAUCCCGACCUGUACCAGUACAUCACACCUCAGACAAACUUGGAGUUCGUGCGAAAUAUUGUGGCCAACCGACUGGCGACCACCGGCAAGGAGUGGAGUGAACUGUUUGCAGAGCACAACAGUGGCACAUACAACAACCAGUGGAUGGUGGUGGACUACAAGAAGUUCCAGCCGGGAAAGCCGCUGCCUGAUGGUCUUCUCUACGUGCUGGAACAACUACCCCACUACAUCAACAUCACGGACGCUACCCACGUCCUUCGGAACCAAUCGUACUGGCCCAGCUACAAUGUACCUUCAUCCGAGUUCAUCUUUAAUAUGAGUGGCUCACAGAAGCAGGUGGAAAAGUUCGGCGACUGGUUCACCUACGACAGGACCCCACGGGCACUCAUAUUCAAGCGAGACCACGGCAAGGUUCAAGACAUGGACUCCAUGAUAAAGCUCAUGAGGUACAACGACUACCAAAACGACCCAUUGUCGCGCUGCAACUGCACGCCGCCGUACAGCGCGGAGAACGCCAUCUCGGCGCGGAGCGACCUGAAUCCUCCUGACGGCAUAUACCCCUUCGCUGCACUUGGCCACCGCGCUCACGGUUCCACGGACAUGAAGCUGACCAACUCGAGCCUGUUCACAAAUCUUGAGUUCACGGCUGUCGGCGGCCCCACCUGGGACCAGGUACCCCCUUUCCAAUGGAGCACAUCUGGACUCAAGGACCGACACGAGGGACAACCGGACCUUUGGAAAUUCAAACCUUUCACUCAUCAGUGGCGCUCUGCAAGCGAUAACAACUGACCACGGAGGCAACUAACGCACAUGGGCUAAAUAAAGAAACGACCUAUGAACCAAAA
Messenger RNA from Dermacentor andersoni, 1947 nucleotides. RefSeq names its product putative phospholipase B-like 2. Gene Ontology annotation, cellular component: extracellular region. Gene Ontology annotation, molecular function: glycerophospholipase activity. The record is from RefSeq and is a predicted model, not a curated record. Lineage: Eukaryota; Metazoa; Arthropoda; Arachnida; Ixodida; Ixodidae. Gene Ontology annotation, biological process: phospholipid catabolic process.